AUACUUCUUUGUAGGCCUCCUCUUCGUUUCUCUAGUUUUCGCUCAAGGUCAUGGAGGAAGCAUGAAAAAUUACUCUUUCGAGAAGCUUUUAAGAGCUCGACGACAAUCAAAAAAUAAUUCUGAUCAGAACCGUGUUAUUGUCACAAGCGAUAUUAAUACGUAUUCACCGGUGUAUGUAAGUGCUCAGUGUGGGCUUAAGGAAGCCGAUAAGAUCGUUGCAUUACCUGGACAACCUGCCGGAGUGACCAUUGAGCAAUACUCGGGUUAUGUAACCGUUGAUCCUCAAGCCGGAAGAGCUUUAUUCUACUACUUUGUGGAGUCCAAACAUCCAUGUUCCAAACCCCUUGUGCUUUGGUUAAAUGGAGGACCGGGCUGCUCCUCGUUGGGAGCCGGAGGUUUUUCGGAACUUGGGCCCUUUCGGCCGAACCCUGAUGGAAAAACAUUGUGGGAGAACAAAUACUCUUGGAACAAUGAGGCGAAUAUUUUGUUCCUCGAGUCUCCGGCAGGAGUAGGGUUUUCGUACUCGAAUACAACAUCUGAUUAUGAUAAGAGCGGAGACGCGAGAACGGCUAAGGAUGCGUAUGCUUUCCUAGUAAAUUGGUUAGAAAGGUUUCCAGAGUACAAAGGCCGAGAUUUCUUCUUAACUGGUGAGAGCUACGCAGGACACUAUGUUCCCCAACUAGCUCAACUCAUUCAACACAAUAACAAGAUCACAAACCAAACUGUCAUUAAAUUAAAAGGAAUUGCCAUUGGAAACGCAUUAUUGGACGACGAGGCAUGUAGUAGAGCUAGGUACGAGUCACUGUGGAGGCAUAACUUGAUCUCCGACGAAAUUCACGACAAUAUAGUAGCAAGUUGUAAUUUUUUCGACGGACAAUCAUCGCCGAUGUGCGAUGAAUAUCGUAAUGAAGCAUUCGCGGCUGCUGGAAAUAUCAACCCAUACAAUAUUUAUGCCCCCUUGUGCUCUUCACCGCCUUCCUCAAGCCCAGGGGUUUCCUAUUUUGAUCCAUGCACGGAGAAUUACGUGAGUGAAUACUUGAACCUUCCCGAAGUACAAGAAGCUCUCCAUGCAAAUGUCUCGGGCAACCUUCCCGGAGAAUGGGAGUUUUGCAGCGGUCAGAUUGUUUGGAAUGAUUGGCCAUCGACAGUGUUGCCGGUUGUUGAAGAAUUAAUCGAAAGCGGGAUUAGUAUUUGGAUAUACAGUGGUGACACGGAUUAUGUAGUGCCAACGACAGCAAGUGUUUUCAGCAUCGACAAACUCAAUACUACGGUUAAGACCCCAUGGUAUCCGUGGAUAUAUCAAAAUGAGGUUGGCGGUUAUGUGGUGGAAUAUGAGAAAGUGACGUUUGUGACGAUAAGAGGAGCUGGACAUUUUGUUCCAAGUUAUCAACCUGCUCGUGCUCUUACUUUCUUCUCAUCGUUUCUUAAAGGGAAGCUUCCGCCUUCAAAAUAGGCACGAGUUUGUUGAAGAUUUCACGUUAAUGGUUGAUGUCAAC
This is a messenger RNA of Impatiens glandulifera, 1496 nucleotides long. Its product is annotated as serine carboxypeptidase 1-like. Gene Ontology annotation, cellular component: vacuole. Gene Ontology annotation, biological process: proteolysis. The record is from RefSeq and is a predicted model, not a curated record. NCBI's taxonomy places the organism in Eukaryota, Viridiplantae, Streptophyta, Magnoliopsida, Ericales, Balsaminaceae. The coding region runs from base 62 to 1453 and encodes 463 amino acids. Gene Ontology annotation, molecular function: serine-type carboxypeptidase activity. The transcript is spliced from 8 exons.